Osmia lignaria (orchard mason bee) is the source of this 1210-nucleotide messenger RNA. RefSeq names its product replication factor C subunit 4. The record is from RefSeq and is a predicted model, not a curated record. Gene Ontology annotation, biological process: DNA repair; DNA-templated DNA replication. Gene Ontology annotation, cellular component: DNA replication factor C complex; nucleus. Gene Ontology annotation, molecular function: DNA binding; ATP hydrolysis activity; DNA clamp loader activity. Lineage: Eukaryota; Metazoa; Arthropoda; Insecta; Hymenoptera; Megachilidae.
UUUUACCGACGCGGAAUUCGAAGUUUGGCUUCCAUGCUAGCAUCGCCUUAAUUGAAAUGUAUCGAGGAAGGUGUGAAACAAGAGGAUCAUGCAAGCUUUCUUAAAGACAGGAAAAUUAGGUACCGAAGCGCCUAAAAAGCCUUCGACUUCACGAACAAAAGAGAAACGUAGUGGGCCUCCACCACCAUGGGUAGAGAAAUACCGACCAAAAACUGUGGAGGAUGUUGUUGAACAAGGAGAAGUAGUGGAAGUAUUGCGUCAAUGCUUAAGUGGUAGUGACUUCCCAAAUUUAUUAUUCUAUGGUCCACCUGGAACUGGCAAAACAAGUACUAUAUUAGCAGCAGCUAGGCAAUUGUUUGGUAGUCUUUACAAAGAAAGAAUAUUAGAAUUAAAUGCUUCUGAUGAAAGAGGUAUCCAGGUUGUGAGAGAUAAGAUUAAGUCUUUUGCACAGCUUACAGCUGGUGGCAUGAGGGAUGAUGGAAAACGUUGCCCUCCUUUCAAAAUUAUUAUCUUGGAUGAAGCGGACAGUAUGACUGCUGCCGCACAAGCAGCGCUUCGUCGUACUAUGGAAAAGGAGUCCCACAGUACCCGUUUCUGUUUAAUUUGUAAUUAUGUAUCAAGAAUUAUACAACCACUCACUUCGCGUUGUACGAAAUUCAGAUUCAAACCACUGGGGGAGGAAAAGAUUGUUGAGAGAUUAGAGUAUAUAUGCAAAGAAGAAGGUUUAAAAACAGACAAACCUGUUUUAUUAAAAAUUGUUGAAGCCUCAGGUGGAGAUUUGAGACGUGCUAUCACUUGUCUACAGUCUAUUACAAAAUUGAAGGGCAAAGAUAUUGAGAUUACUGUUGAUGAUAUUGUUGAAAUUAUUGGGAUUGUCCCUGACAAGUGGAUUGAUGAAUUGUUGGAAGUAUGUAAAACAAAAGAUUAUAGUAAGGCUGAGGCAUUUAUUGAUGAAUUUAUGUUAGAAGCAUAUGCUGCAUCUCAAGUGAUUGAACAGCUUAGCGAUAGGAUCAUAUAUUCCAAUGAGUUUACAGAUAAACAGAAAGCUUUAAUUGCAGAUAGACUAGGGGAAUGUAAUUACAGACUGCUAGAUGGUGGAAGUGAAUACAUACAGCUUAUAAAUCUUUGUUGCGGUAUUAUAAAAGCAUAUGAAUUAGAAUAGAGUGUAUCAGAGACAUGAUCUUUUCAAACAUUUUUCUAUGCCAAUAAA